AAAGAUCACGUGGUGAACCUUCAGCGCGUCUCGGGGCCUCCGCGUGACAGCAGCGUCCAUCGUUUUUUCCCAUUGGUCCCGGAGGCGGAUGCUUAAUGUAAAUACGCCGGCGCUAAGUGGGAGUUGCCUCGCUAUUCGUUCAGCUGUCACUCGAUCUCUGCGAUCCGCAAGCCGCUUUGCGUGAUAAAGGCGCGCGCUGGCACGCGGACACCGUGCGCGGACUGCAGCAUGCGGAGCCACGCGCUCUGAACACGCAUUGCGCGACUUCACGCAGCCGAGUACGCGCGGAUUCACACUCUAAAUCAAAAAGGAAACCAAGAAAGAGGGGAAGAAAAUUAACUAAAACAAACAAAAUAAAUUAACAAAUAAAUAAACACACACACGCAUUUCUAAGACGAGGCGGCUGACGAGAUCUCCACACACAAGUCUCAGAGCUUCUUUUCUCUUCAAAUAAGAUUUCCAGGAAUGGAAUCUAUAUCGAGUCAGCUAUCAGCCGGAAGAGAUUCCACCUGUUCACCAAACUCGAAGCAGGAGUUGCAGUCCUACACCGGCAGCACCCUCAAACCCAACCAAGUCAGCGAGACCUCUCUGUACGGAAUACCCAUCGUCUCCUUGGUCAUAGAUGGCCAGGAACGACUGUGUUUGGCCCAAAUUUCCAACACACUUUUAAAGAACUAUAGUUAUAACGAAAUCCACAACCGGCGUGUGGCUUUGGGCAUCACUUGUGUGCAGUGCACACCAGUUCAGCUGGAGAUCUUGAGGCGCGCAGGCGCUAUGCCCAUUUCCUCAAGACGCUGCGGGAUGAUCACCAAGCGUGAAGCAGAGCGCCUCUGCAAGUCCUUCCUGGGCGAACACAACCCGCCCAAACUGCCCGAGAAUUUCGCUUUCGACGUGUCCCACGAGUGCGCGUGGGGCUCCCGCGGCAACUUUAUACCCGCGCGGUAUAACAGCUCGAGAGCGAAGUGCAUAAAGUGCUCGCUCUGUAACAUGUAUUUUUCACCGAACAAAUUCAUAUUUCAUUCCCAUCGCACGCCCGAGUCUAAAUACACGCAGCCCGACGCGGCGAACUUCAACUCGUGGAGACGGCACCUAAAGCUCGCAGACAAGAACUCUCCAGAAGACGUGAUCCACGCUUGGGAGGACGUGAAGGCCAUGUUUAACGGAGGCAGCCGGAAGAGGACACUGCCUGGACAUGGGUCCGAGUCUUCGUCCCCGCUGAAAUCCCAAAGCCCCGUGCGUCGAGCGCAGGGGAGUUCAUCUGAGGUGCCACUUAAAACCCUUCGUCGUGAAGACGACCGAGCCACCGUGCCCAUCCCGAGUGGCAUCCGCAGUUACCCCGUGAUCCCGGUACCUAGCAAGAGUUUUGGGAUGCUGCAAAAGAUUCCGCCACCUCUCUUCCCUCAUCCUUACGGCUUCCAGGCGUUUGGACUUUGUCAAAAGAAAGACGACGGCGUGGUGGGAGAUCAGAACAAAACGAACUUGCCUGGGGUGUUCUGGCCAGGCGCGAAGGACAGCGCGUACCCUUCGUUUCCCAUGUUUUGGCCAACGGCAGGUGGUCUGACCAUGCCUCCUUACCACCACGCGCCACCGAAACCGCCUCCAGAGGUCCUCUGCGCACGGCAGCACGAGUUCGAGGCGUCAGAAACAAGUGACAGGAGAGGAGCCAGCACCCCCAAAGACAGCCUGCUGGAGACCGAGCGCUGCUCCAGCACGCAGUCCAGCCGCAAUGACGAGGACAAAUCCGGUGAUGAGACCCGACCCACGGAAAGCAUGCCAAGGAAACCGAGCUACGUGUCGGCCUUCAGGCCUGUCGUUAAGGACACAGAGAGUAUAGCAAAGCUGUAUGGCAACAGAGGCCCGUAUUCAGGAACCAGGCCCGGUUACCUGUCACCUGACUUCCUGAGCGAGAGUUCGAGUUACAGGUCGGCCUCUCCAGACGUGGACGACAGCGCGGAGGACCCAGAUGUGGACGUGGAGUCACACAAAGUGCAGGAAGAUGAAGAAUGCCUUCAGCUCUCAGUGGACGACCACCACAGCCCACCAGCUCUGUCUGCUCACGUGCACGGCGAUGGAGGGAAAGGUCAAGGAGAAGAAUCCAGCCGGACGGUUGCGAUGAGCGAUCCACACACUACACACACGAGCGAGGCAGAAAAGCAGAACAAACCCAUGCUGGAGGGCAACAAACAUACAACGCGCUAUGAAGUGUACACGCAUGAAAGGAUCGCGCCCAUGUAUCAGAUGAGUGCGCCGUGUUUCAGCUCGACAGCUGCUUACCAGCGCGACUCCAGCGCUAAAGACGCGCACGAGGAGGAGCCGUCAUCCACAGUGGAGGAAAUAACGUCCCCGAAAACAGCGCACGAGCACACCAGCGCUGCUGAAGGAGGCCCGAGAGAACCUGAAGAUAUGGAAGCUAUACGCAGUGACACGGGCAGAGCGUCACUGAUUGAAAAAAACAUCGAAAAUAUGGCGAAAGAAGAGCUACAAAAACAACUUGUGGAACAAGUAGAGCUGAGAAAAAAACUGGAACGGGAAUUCCAAAGUCUGAAAGACAACUUUCAAGACCAAAUGAAAAGGGAACUGUCAUAUCGAGAAGAGAUGGUCCAGCAGCUGCAAAUUGUUAGAGACAUAUUGUGCAGCGAGUUGGACCAUGAAAGAAAGGCUCGUUAUGCUAUUCAACAGAAGUUAAAAGAAGCUCACGACGCACUUCAUCAUUUCUCGUGUAAGAUGCUGACCCCUCGUCAUUGCUCUGGGACCUGUACAUUCAAGCCUCCUCUACUACCACCAUGAUGCCUUCAGCUUCUCCUUCUCAAAUAAGACUACUCAAGACAGGGACAUAGAUCUACCAAUAAAAACAACAUUCACAGCCAACAGGACUCCUUAGUUAUCAGCCUGCAAUGAGCAAGUGUGUAUGGUAGUAUCCUAGAUCUCAAACUGUAAUUAUUACUUAAUGAAUAAAAAAAAAGCUUACUGUAUGAACUGUAUCAUUUAUAUCAAAUCUAGCUCAAUGAGAAACACUGACAGGUUUCACUGAAAAAACUACCAUCUUUUAAGAAAAAAAAAUGUGGCUUUGUGCAAUGCAUAUAUUAUGUAAUAUAGUUUAUUUAUUGUGAUACUCUUUCUGUUGUUAAAAUUUUAGGGCACUUUCUUACAUUAGAUCUGACUUAUUUAUUAACGUAUUUUUAACAGUUUUAUUUCAUCUAUGUUGUUCAUCAAUGUUGUUUGUUAUCAUGUGUAAACAAUGUACAAAUUGAUGUAAAGCACUUUAAAUAGACAGC
Molecule: messenger RNA, 3275 nt
Organism: Silurus meridionalis
Lineage: Eukaryota; Metazoa; Chordata; Actinopteri; Siluriformes; Siluridae
Gene: skor1b
Product: SKI family transcriptional corepressor 1b
Exons: 9
Coding region: 466-2787 (773 amino acids)
Biological process (GO): negative regulation of BMP signaling pathway; negative regulation of transcription by RNA polymerase II
Cellular component (GO): transcription regulator complex; nucleus
Molecular function (GO): SMAD binding; RNA polymerase II cis-regulatory region sequence-specific DNA binding; DNA-binding transcription factor activity, RNA polymerase II-specific
Source: RefSeq, a predicted model, not a curated record